AUCGUCCAAUCAAAACACACCACGUAGCAAUAAAUUUCUAUUUUGGGAAGCAAUGAUAGGCAGUUAAUUUAUCCGUUUAUUUAAGUUGCCAACAAACACAAAAUUGUCGUCGGAAAAAAAGUUGGAAAGUAUGAGUGGCGGCAAUCGGAGCCAAAGACAGCGACUUUAUCCAUUCGGAGAGUCGUCGGUUUCAGAAGAUUCUGGAAUCUACGAUGAAAGGAUUCUAAUCCUCGUAUUUAGGUCUAUUAAUUGGGAUAUCCGUACACUCUGUCAAACGGCGUCAGUUAACAAAAAACUCCGUGCAUUAGCAAGAAGGAUUCUAUGGAGAGAGCUUUGUGUUUAUCGCGCUCCGCAAAUGAUAACGGCGUUAACUAACGGCUCACCAAGCGGUAGAAUUGCUGGCGGAUGGCAAGCCAUGGCAAAAUUGAUGUUUUUCUGUAACGGAUGUCAAUCGACCCGACAUUUCCAAGUGGGUCAACCCGCACCGGGUCAUUUCGUGAAGACUUCUCGUUUUUCGAAGACUUCGGGUCGGAGUUUUUUAGUGAAGAAAUGUAGGAGUGAUUUGCUGUAUGUGAGUGAUCCGUGUGAGCAUCCAACUGGAGAUGAUGAUUUAGGGUUAUUUAGAGGGGUAUUUUGGGGAUUUAUGAAGAGUAGAACAAGGGCGUGUUUGAUUAGAAGAAGAGUUGAGCUUGAAGAAGGAGGGAAAUGUCCGUUUUGUGGAGCUAGGGUUUGGAGUAUGACGGCGGCUAAGCUUAUACCUAAAAGUGCGGCGCGGCGGCUUGGUUCAAUGGAAAGUGGGGUAGAGUAUUUUGUGUGUGUUAAUGGGCAUUUAUAUGGGGCUUGUUGGCUUGUUCCUUUAUCGUCCGAUGAAGAUGAAGAAAAAAUCGACGGUGAUGAUGAAGAAGAAGAAGAAGAUAGCAGUGAGGAAGCUUAUUUUAAUGGUGGUAAUCAGGUAGUGAUAAAUGGGUCUUUAAAUGGUUUGAAUACGGGCUUAAUUCUUGAGAGAGAAAGAGUAGAGAGGAGGGAAAUUUUGUAGCUUUAGCCUGUUGUUUGUUAACUUGAGAAUAUGAAAUGAAUAAAUUUUGUAGUUUA
Lycium ferocissimum is the source of this 1092-nucleotide messenger RNA. Its product is annotated as EID1-like F-box protein 3. Bases 131 to 1036 code for a protein of 301 amino acids. The transcript has a single exon. NCBI's taxonomy places the organism in Eukaryota, Viridiplantae, Streptophyta, Magnoliopsida, Solanales, Solanaceae. The record is from RefSeq and is a predicted model, not a curated record.